Anopheles coluzzii is the source of this 2538-nucleotide messenger RNA. Its product is annotated as ESF1 homolog. Gene Ontology annotation, molecular function: RNA binding. The record is from RefSeq and is a predicted model, not a curated record. Gene Ontology annotation, cellular component: nucleus. The coding region runs from base 112 to 2460 and encodes 782 amino acids. The transcript has 2 exons. NCBI's taxonomy places the organism in Eukaryota, Metazoa, Arthropoda, Insecta, Diptera, Culicidae. Gene Ontology annotation, biological process: rRNA processing.
CCAUGCCGUAUUGUUUACAUUCGCGUUGCAGCGGCGUUUCUCGCGGUGAAAAUCAUAUGAAACCGGUGCAUUUUAUCAUUCCUACCUAAUUCAGUUCGUUUGUUAAUCGCGAUGAAGGACGCAAAGAAAAAAUCCGGCCCCGCCGGCAAAGGUAAGGGUGAUAAAACAGCUAAAAAACAAGCAAACAGCUCGACCCAGCAAUCCAACGGCAACGGUAAUGCGCCGAAGAUGUGGGACGACGACCGGUUCGCCCAUUUGAUCAACAACCCGCGCUACCAUGGCAUGCCAAAGUCGAAGAAAACGGUCAAAAUCGAUAGCCGCUUCAAGGCCAUGUUCGACGAUGAACGGUUCAAUCAGAAGGCCACGAUGGAUAAGUACGGCCGGAAGAUUAAGAAAACGGACUCGGACUUGAUGCGCAAGUUUUACCAUCUCGAUUCGGAUGAGGAGAACGAAGAGGAAGCGGCCCGCGAGCGGGAACGGGAGGAGCGGGCGAUGGAGGAUCGGGCCGGAUCGGAAUCGGAUGAAGGUGCCGAAGGGUUGCAGUUAACGAAGGAGGAAAAGAAAGCGGGCCUGUCUGGCAAGGUGAAGGACCGGCUAAAGGAUUUGGAGGUGGAUUUUGCGCGUGGAGAAGGGUUGCUGGAGUCUUCCUCGGACGACGACGAUUCGGACGGUGAUGAGGAGGAGGGACAGGAUGUAUUCAUUGAGCACGUGUGGGGCGAGCUGGAUGCGGAAGCGGAGCGGACGGAAGAAUCCACCAGACGGUUGGCAGUCUGCCAUAUGGACUGGGACCGUAUCCGAGCGGUGGAUGUAAUGGUGCUGCUGAGCUCAUUUCUUCCCCCGGGUUCGGCCAUCAAGAGUGUAACGAUUUAUCCUUCGGAAUAUGGCAAACAGCGCAUGAAGGAAGAGGAGGAACGUGGCCCGCAGGAGUUGACUGUCCGCACGAUUGAAAACUCCGACGAAGAGGAGGAGGAUGAAGAAGUACAGAAGGAGCGGUUGCGCGAAUAUCAGCUUAAUCGGUUAAAAUAUUACUAUGCCGUCGUGGAGUGCGAUUCGGUCGCAACGGCCGAUAAGAUCUACAAGGAGUGCGACGGCAUCGAGUACGAAAGUACGGCCAACAAGCUAGACCUGCGCUUCGUUCCGGACGAUAUGGAGUUUGACGAUGCGCCGAAGGAUCGCUGUACCGAGCUGCCCGAGGUGGGCAAGUACGUGCCGCGUAUCUUCGGCACGGCCGCACUGCACCAGUCGAAGGUGGAGCUGACGUGGGACGAGAACGAUCUCGACCGGAAGGAGUUCAACGAGAAGCUGCGGGACGGGAAGUGGGCAGAUCUGCCCGAGGCCGAGCUGAAGAAGUACGUGGUGUGUUCGAGCAGCGACGAGGAGGGCGAAGAUGAGGAUGGUAUGGGCAGUAAAAAAUCCAAGCGUCCGGUCGUACGAGUCGGACCCGCCGACAGUGACAGUGAUUCUGGGGAGGAGGAGAAUGGUGACGGUACCGACUCGGACGGUGAGCCGAAGGGAAGCCGUAAAGAGAAAAUGAUCGCAAAGUAUCGUGCCCUGCUGAACGACAUCAAAGAACAGGAGAGGGAGCAGGAAGAAGACAAGGUCGGCUUGGAGUUCAGCUGGAAGGUGAACGGGAAGGAGGAGGAUGAAGCAAACAACGAUCAGUCCGAUGCCGAAUCGGACGAUGAGCCCGCCAAGCCACCCAAGGACGAUGUGAAUCCGUUCGAGAAGAUUCUGCAAAAGAAGAAGGAGAAAAACAAGCGCCGAAAGGAGCUGAAGAAGCGCCGGAAGCGCGGCGAACUGGAUGGUUCGGGCGCGGAAGCCACCGAGGACGACAGCUCCGAGGACGAUCUGCCGCACGGUGUCGAUCUAAACGAUCCAUUCUUUGCGAGCGCUUUCGACGAGAAAGAGUUCGGCGUGGGUAAAAAGAAGCAAAAAUCGAAACAGAAGGAGCGCGAAGCGAUCAAGCGAGCCAAGGAGGAGGAGGAACGGGAGGCGGAGGAAAACGAACGGCGCCGGGCGGAGCUGGAGCUAAUGCUGGACGAUGGCGAGGACAAUCGGGCACACUUUAAUCUGCGCGCCAUUCAGGAGCGUGAAAUCGAUCUGCGCACGGUGUCGAAGUCGAAGCGGCGCGCCCUGCUGAAGAAGAGCCGGCGGGAGAUCGAGGAGCAGCGAAAUCGGAAGGCGGCAGCGGACGAUUUUGAGGUGAACACGGAGGAUCCCCGGUUCAGUGCGAUCUACUCAAAGCCUGACUUCAGUAUCGAUCCGACGAAUCCGGCAUUUAAGAAGACGAAAGCGAUGGAGCGGCUGAUCGAGACGAAGCUGCGCAAGCGCCAGCUGGCGGAGAACGAUGUGAGGGAGGAGAAUGGGAAGGUGGUGCAGCCGGUUGAGAAGGUGGCAAAGCGGGACGUGUCCACGACCAUGCUGGUGAAGAGCAUCAAGCGGAAGAUAGGAAAGGCGUAAUUAGGUUGGAUUUAGUUGGGAGGAACAGUAGGUGUUUGCAUUUGUUCUAAUAAAAUCAUUAAAUAAUAGAUACAAAAA